Molecule: messenger RNA, 3084 nt
Organism: Trypanosoma brucei brucei TREU927
Lineage: Eukaryota; Euglenozoa; Kinetoplastea; Trypanosomatida; Trypanosomatidae
Exons: 1
Coding region: 1-3084 (1027 amino acids)
Cellular component (GO): motile cilium
Molecular function (GO): protein binding
Source: RefSeq, a predicted model, not a curated record
AUGGCGUAUUCCACUCGAGUAAUACGCAAAGUGGAGCCCUCCUCAACCCAUGAGAGCCUCGCAUUGGAAUGGGCGUUUGGUUUACACAAUGAUUAUAAGGCUAAUAUUCAUAACUUGAGCACAUCAACUACAGAACGCGUAGUGUUUUACACAGUUGGUCAUGUGGGUGUCAUUUAUGAUGCUAUACAAAACACCCAGAAACAUUUGAUGGGACACCGUCAUAUGAUCGUUGCAUCCGCUUGCAGCCGUAACAGGCGGUUCAUCGUAACUGCUGACAGCGGCAGCACGAAAUCAAGUGAUUGUCAGGACGCAUGUGGCCGCAGCGCUUCAGGUAAUCAUUCAACAGCGGGUGGUGCCGGCGAGAAGUCUGGAGUAGAACGUUACAAUAAUGAAUCUGCGGUCAUUGCACCGGAAGGAAUCUACAGCAGCAACGAGGGACGUGAUGCUACGAUGAUCAUUUGGGAUGUGCAGACGGCUAUUCCCAUUCGCAAAAUAAAUACAGGUGAAUAUGGUGGUGUUGUGGCGUGUGCGAUGAGUCUUGACGGAAUGUAUAUUGCUACACUUAAUCGGACAGUGCCGCAAGAAAUCAUGGUGUGGGGAUGGACAGCUGAUGCGGACACCGGCGCUGAGGUUAUGCGCAACGGUGCCGAUGAGGAUCCACUGCUGCACGAUUCGAUGGCUCCGGAGUAUCGUCAUUUAAUCGCAGCGCAGGAUGAGCAAAUAUCCAUACGUUUCUCCGACGAUGAUCCACACCUUAUUGUAACGAAUGGACAGUACCGAGUUUUGUUUUGGUCAUGGGCCGAGGGGAAGUUAAAGUAUUACUCUCCGCCAAUCAUUGCCAAAAACUUCAAAGUCCCAAUAGGUCACUUUACACAGACAGUGUUUGUACCUGGGACAACGAUGGCUUGCAGUGGCACCGUUGAUGGUGACGUACUUUUGUGGGAGGUGCAACAGCGCGACAGAGUAACGAAGGAACAGGAUAAGACAAUGCUUAAAAUGGUUCGAGUGCACUCCUCUGGUGUGUCAUUUCUUACGUGGUCGAAUGGCUACAUCGUUACUGGAGGAAUUGAUGGAGAUGUGAAGUUUCUCGAUCCAAGACUACGCCUUGUUGCUUGGUUUGAAGACCUCAAGGGAGGCGCCAUUACCUCCAUUAGUUUCGAUCGCCCCUCAGGGACCGCAGCAACUGCGGUGAAUGAGCUACGGCGCGAGUUUAAGAGCAUUACGCAGAAGAAAAUGGUUCAGGUUGGAACCAACGCGGUUGGUGAUUUCUCUGCCUCCGAUUUCAUGGUAUCCACCUCUAACGCCAUGAUCAUUGAUGUCUCUGCCAAUGCCUUCCACGCCGGUGUUCCAGAACUCCUCCGUGGAAGGCUUGUUGUUCAAGGGCAGGAAAACGGUGUUCACUGCAUUGCGGCCCACCCAAAACUCUCGCGACUUGCUGUGGCCGGGCACAGCGGUGGCUUGCAAGUGUGGGAUUACCUUCUUAAGCGUGUAGUGAUGAUUGUUGUGUUUCGUGGAGUGGAGAUUAACUGCAUGGCAUUCGAUCCGGAAGGUGUGUGGCUAGCUAUUGGAUGCACAAAUGGUGUGGUGAAGUUUCUCGACUCGGCAAAUUUAGAGGAGCGUAAGUCCAUAAAACCCAAACGGCCAUCUUCUAUAACGCGGAUGGUGUUCGCCUCAAGCGGUCGUCUGUUGGCUACAGGUGAUGACACUGGCUGUGUGAGUCUGUUUUGGUAUGAACACAUACAAGGUAACACCUCAAAGGCAAUGGGGUGGGAUGUUGUUGGCCGCCAUAAGACCCAUAAGGGAACCAUAACCGGACUGCAGUUUGGUGAUGACUCCGGCCUCCACCGUCUUUUAUCUGUUGGCGAAGAUCAACGAUUAGUGGAGUACGACCUCAUUGACUCCGAACCCGAAACGGGACUGCUCGUCAGGAGCGCACAUAAGAUAGCACAGAGCUCCACACCGACGGGGUUUCUAUGGAUGGAUGAGGAUGGUAUUAUUUCCGAUGUGAGUCGACGCCCGGAUGCGGCUCAUACUAUAACAAAUGGUCUUCUCAUUGCCAAUAGCGGGUACAAAAUUUCCGCUUACUUUAGUGACUGGAGUCGGCAGUGUGUCAAGACGGUACUCGCUCCAACCUUUGGGGGGCCCGUCACGGAGAUGUUUACCGUGCCCACCCAUCCUGGAAGUGACAAGUCUUCCCUUUUUUACGCGACGAAGGAAAAAGUCAUUGGUUUUAUACAACUCCCACUCGAAGGCGAUCCAUGCUUGUCGAUGGGACUUCUUGCACACGCGGGACCCAUCACAAGUGUUGCCAAGUCAUAUGAUGGCGCUUAUGUGUUCACUGCUGGAGGCUUAGAUCAGUCGGUGAUGCAGUGGCGUGUGAAUGGGAACAAAAUUGUUCCGGAGGAAGCGUCGAAGAUUUCGGCGUCAGUGGCCGCUGAAGGCAAUGGCGAGGUCCCACUCGAUCAUCUCAUUGCUGUUGUUGAGGGUGGGCGCGAGGGUGAAUUCAUGCGAGAGAUUGUAGACUACUUCUAUUAUGCACAGAUCCGAUUACAGGGAGAGGAAACAACAGCCAAGCGGGAACUACUUGGUGCCGUCCCUUUUUCGCAAGUGCCCAACCUAUUUCGUGCAUUGGGGUACUAUCCCACUGAAAUGGAACUUGGGCGGCUGACGUAUGAAGUUGCCAAUUUAUACGGUCCUGUCGAAGAGAGUGUUGAUGAAUGUGAUGUGAGCAGCAUUCCGCUUAAGUUCUCGCAGUUCAUGCGACUCUAUGUGAAUUACAGGCCGAUAUUCGGAAUCUCGCGGCAAGCCGUUGAACAAGCCUUUUUGGUACUGGGCGCGGAUGCUCUAACGGGGCAGAUAUCACGCGACGUGCUCUUCAAGAAGUUAACUACGCAUGGUGAGCCGCUGCAGCAAACAGAAAUAACAGCAGCGCUGCGUUCUCUACUGGGAGAGGACGUGAAGCUAGAUGAUAUUCAGGACACCAUAACUGCACGCCUCUUCGCGGAAAAUCUUCUUGGAUUUGAAGAUUAUGAUGCUAUGGCCCAGGGUGAUGACGGUGGGGAAGAGGAAAUGAGUUUGCAGUAG